Molecule: messenger RNA, 1251 nt
Organism: Otolemur garnettii (small-eared galago)
Lineage: Eukaryota; Metazoa; Chordata; Mammalia; Primates; Galagidae
Gene: ZNF793
Product: zinc finger protein 793
Exons: 5
Coding region: 43-1251 (402 amino acids)
Biological process (GO): negative regulation of transcription by RNA polymerase II
Molecular function (GO): DNA-binding transcription repressor activity, RNA polymerase II-specific
Source: RefSeq, a predicted model, not a curated record
GGGACCACAGUCUCUGUCUUCACAGGUCAAGAAGAGCGGAAGAUGAUUGAGUCCCAGUUUAAACAGACACCUGUGUCAUUCAAAGAUGUGGUUGUGGGCUUCACCCAAGAGGAGUGGCAUGGGCUGAAUCCUGCUCAGAGGACCCUAUACCGGGAUGUGAUGCUGGAGACCUACAGCAACCUUGUCUCAGUGGGUUAUGAAGGCACCAAACCAGAUGUGAUCCUCAGGCUGGAGCAGGAAGAAGCACCAUGGAUUUGUGAGGUGGCAUGCCCAGGCUGCCACUGUUGGGAAGACAUCUGGCAAGUUAGUGUCCAGAGGAAAAGAAGGCAAGACAUGUUUUUGAGGCAAGGUGUAGUCAACAGCAAGAAAACAUUACCCAAGGAGAAAAGCAGUGAAUGUAGUAAGUUUGGGAAAAUAUCACUUCUGAGCACUGAUCUUUUUUCUUCAAUUCAAAACAAUAAUAACUGGGACCUUUGUGGAAUGAGUUUAAACCAUAAUUUAGACUUGAUUGGUUUUAAGAGAAACUGUGCAAAAAAGCCAGAUGAAUGUAAUGCGUAUGGGAAAUUGUUACAGCAUAUAAACCAUGAUAGAAGACCUAAUGCAGAAAAACUGUGGGGAUGCAGUCACUGUGAGAACACUUUCAGCCAUAACUCAGCACUUAUGUAUAAACCAGCAGUAACCAAUUCUCUCGUAUAUAAACGGAAGAGGGUUCCACCUGCAGAAAAACCCCAUGUCUGUAGUGAGUGUGGGAAAGGCUUCUGCUACAAGUCUGAAUUCAUUAGGCAUCAGAGAAGUCACACCGGGGAGAAGCCUUACGGAUGCACUGACUGUGGGAAAGCCUUUUCACAUAAGUCAACCCUCAUUAAACACCAGAGGAUUCACACCGGGGUAAGACCCUUUGAAUGUUUUUUUUGUGGAAAAGCCUUCACCCAGAAGUCACACCGCACAGAACAUCAGAGAACGCAUACGGGAGAGAGACCCUUUGUGUGCAAUGAAUGUGGGAAGUCAUUUGGUGAGAAGUCAUACCUCAAUGUACAUAGAAAAAUGCACACAGGAGAAAGACCCUAUCAUUGCAGAGAAUGUGGAAAGUCCUUUAGCCAGAAGUCAUGCCUCAAUAAACACUGGAGAACUCACACAGGAGAAAAACCUUAUGGAUGCAAUGAAUGUGGCAAAGCUUUUUACCAGAAGCCAAAUCUCAGUAGACAUCAGAAAAUUCAUGCUAGGAAAAUGCCUAUAGCAAUAAAAACCUAA